Molecule: messenger RNA, 1437 nt
Organism: Saccostrea echinata
Lineage: Eukaryota; Metazoa; Mollusca; Bivalvia; Ostreida; Ostreidae
Exons: 4
Coding region: 1-1437 (478 amino acids)
Source: RefSeq, a predicted model, not a curated record
AUGCCUAAACGAAAGAGAUGUCCAGUAUGCCAUGAAGACUUUCCUCAAAGAAGCUUUUAUCGUCACUAUGCCAGCUUCUUUGACUAUGAUACUAAUUCUUGGUUGGAUCAUGGUCCAGAGGCAGACAGAACAACUGCUAGAGAGGAAUCAGAAAAGAGAUUCAAGAACCUUCUUGCAGAUGUUGCAAAAGUUACAGAUCUCACUGAUGUAGAAGAAGAAAACUGUUGUAGUGACCAUGGUGACAUUAACAUCCCAACCAGUUGUCCAACAGAUGGUGCUGCAGAGGAAAGUGAUCAGUCUUCCGAAACUGAAGACAAUGAUGAUGCAGAUGAUGAUGAUGAGCCAGAAGACUGGGACAUCCCUGCUGAUUGUCUGGAUGAUGAUCUUGGAAUUGAUGUACAACCUUCCCCUCUUAAGACCAUCAACAGUUUGUUGUUUUGUGUAGUAUAUGCAAUUCUAUAUUUGCAAGCUGUACAUCAUAUUAGCGACAAUGGAAUUGAGUAUUUGUUACGGUUUUUGUUCAAGAUUUUUCUGAUUUUUGGAACCAAUGUUAAUAACCAACUGUUAUCCGAGUUUUGUAUUGGCUUUCCACCGAGUCUGUACCUUGCAAGGAAAUUUUUGAAAUUAGAUAGAGACGACUUUAAAAGAUAUACCGUUUGUUCAUCGUGUCAUACUCUGUAUGAAAUUUUUGACUGUGUUUUUGAAAGAAAUGGUGUCAGGUAUGGAAAACAAUGUCAGACAGAAUUAAAAGUUCGUGGAAAAUUUGUUAAAUGUAAUACACCUUUAGUGAAACAAGUGAUUUGUAAGGGCAAUGUUCGAAAAUUUUAUCCAAUCAAAGUCUAUUAUUACAACAGCCUUAUUUCGGGGAUUGAAAGAGUUUUGAAAAGAAAGGAAAUUAAAGAAGUUUGGCAACACUGGCGGGAUUGGGAAACUGAAACGGAACUUUUGAGGGAUGUUUAUGAUGGUAGGGUUUGGAAAAAUUUCAUGUCUUUUAAUGGGGUCCCCUUUUUGUCUGAAUUACAAAAUAUUGGCUUAAUGAUGAACAUUGACUGGUUUCAGCCUUUCAAAAACCGAAAUAAUGUCUUGAAUGCCAGUGACUUCAAGGCUGCUCUUGAAAACAAGAUGAACAAUGUUCAAGUAAUUGUGUCUUUGCCACCAAUUCCCAAACCACCAAGAGUGUUGCUGAAAUUACAAAACAUCAGUCUGCUUUUUGAUUUCAGUUAUGACAACAGAAGUUUGAAUGCUCGGGAGCAAUAUGAGAUCGGAAAAGGCAAAACAAUAAAUUAUAACACUGCAGGAAUUAAUUUUAAUUGGGUCAUCCCUGAAAUAACUCCUAAGUCUGUAUUCGAGGUCACAUUAACAUCUCCACCCAUGGAAACACAGACAUUCUCUACCACCCACAUGUCAAGAACAAGAUGCAACAGCAUCACAGGAUGA